Messenger RNA from Phodopus roborovskii (desert hamster), 918 nucleotides. It is a transcript of the gene Ca6, whose product is annotated as carbonic anhydrase 6. The record is from RefSeq and is a predicted model, not a curated record. Bases 1 to 918 code for a protein of 305 amino acids. Lineage: Eukaryota; Metazoa; Chordata; Mammalia; Rodentia; Cricetidae. Gene Ontology annotation, molecular function: zinc ion binding; carbonate dehydratase activity. The transcript has 8 exons.
AUGAGGGUUCCGGUGGCCUUGGUGGCCUCCUUCUUCCUGAGCAUCCAGGCCCAGCAAGAGUGGACCUAUUCAGGGCCUGGGCUAGUGGAGAGCGACUGGCCGAAGGACUACCCUGACUGCGGAGGGCAGAAGCAGUCGCCCAUCAAUCUGCAGGCAAGGCUGGUGAGGUUCAACCGGUCCUUGAAGCCGCUGACCCUGAAGGGCUACGAGGAUGACAAUCUGGAGUUCUCCAUGACUAACAAUGGCCACACAGUGCAGAUAGCCCUGCCUCCCACCAUGCAGAUAACAGACUCUGAGGGCACCGUGUUCAGGGCAAUACAGAUGCACUUGCACUGGGGCGGCGGCUUCUUUGAGCUCAGCGGCUCUGAGCACACCAUCGAUGGGAUCAGGCGUGUGAUAGAGGCUCACUUUGUUCACUUCAACUCCAAGUACGGGAGCUAUGAUGAAGCCAGGAAUCAGUCCGAUGGGUUGGCUGUGGUUGCGGUCUUAAUGGAGAUCGAUGAGUAUGCGGAAAACACCAACUACAGCCCCAUCAUUUCUGAGUUGCUCAACAUCCAGUAUCCAGGAGAAAUCACGACUCUGACAAACAUUAACAUUCAGGACUUGUUCCCUGGAGACACGCGACACUACUUCGUCUACAAAGGCUCACUCACCACCCCUCCCUGCACAGAGAAUGUCAAGUGGUUCGUGUUUCAAGAUUCCGUCAAGCUCUCUAAGGCCCAGGUAUUGAAGCUGGAGAAUACUAUUAAGAAUAAGAACAAUGAGACCCUUCAUAAUAUCUACCGUCAGACCCAGCCCCUCAACCAGAGAGUAGUGGAAGCCAAUUUCCCACAAUUUACUGAUAAGUUCCACGGUUCCCAUUGGCAUAAAAAAGGGACUGAUGAGAAGCUCUCAUACUUGAAGAGAAAGCGCGUUUAA